AUGGAUUUCUUAAACUGCCUCAACUUCCUACCUACAUACAACAUAUUUAAGUGGAUAUAUGAACCUAAUUAUGUCUGGAGGAUAGUUUUUUUGUGUUGUUUGGCAAACUUCAUUAAUGCUGCUGAUCGAGUUAUCAUGCCGAUUGUUAUAAUCCCCAUAUCAAAUCAUUUCGGCUGGAAUCUUCACCAGUAUGGUUGGGUUCUGAGUUCAUUUUCUGCAGGUUAUCUUGUCAGUAUGAUUAUUGGUGGGAGUGCUGCAAAACGCUUUGGUGGAAGUUUGAUCCUUACUUUUGCCAUCUUGUUUUGGUCCUUAUCAUCAAUUGCCACUCCAUUUUUUGCGCACUCGAUUUACUCUUUGGUAGUUUCGCGUAUUCUGCUUGGUUUAAGAGAAGGUUUAGGUCUACCAACAAUACUACACAUAUUUUCGCAUGUUGUGCCGAUCGAAGAACGCAGUUGGGCUCUUGGUUAUCUAGUAGCAUUUGGUGUUAUUGGCCAAACUGUAGCAACUUUGGUCUGCCCCCACUUAGUUUGGUCCCACUCAUUUUACAUAUUUGGUUUUAUCGGUCUUCUGUGGAUUUGUCUCUGGAUACCUGUUUUUAACGUUAUUAAAAAGGCUGAGUCAAGAGAUGAGUUUCCUGCUGAGCAAUCCCAGCCUUUUAUAUUGACUCCUCGCUGGACUGAUUUCAUUUCACAUUGGCCGUUAUGGGCAAUCUACAUUGCUCAUUUCAGUAUGAAUUGGUCAAAUUAUAUUGUGAUGCUAUGGCUGCCCACCUAUUUAGUGCGCCACCUCGGUGCAGAUGAAUCUUCAGCAAUGCUCACAGCUAUACCUUAUGUUUGCAAUUGUCUUGGGAGUGUUGUUGCUGGUCGAUCGGCUAAUAUACUGAUUCAGCGACAAUGCAGUGUACUAACUGUUCGACGCCUAAUGUCAUGUAUCGGUCUCCUGGGCCCGGGCGUGGUGUUAUUUCUGUUCUCACUGUCAAGUAGCAUAACAACAGCUAUUGUUCUGAUUUCACUUUCAAUGACGUUAUCGGCGUUCAAUUCGGCUGGGCAUUUAAGUAACCAUGUAGAUGUUGCACCUAAUCAUGCUGGAACCACAUUUUCUAUCAGCAAUUUCUUGGCUACUAUACCUGGAAUAAUAUGUGGUCCACUGACUACUGAACUGGUUGUCACAUCCGGUGGACGUUGGUUUCCGGUUUUCAUACUAGCUGGCUUCAUCAAUGUAGUUGGCGCUGUUGUGUAUGUUAGUCAGAGUGCUACAAUACAAGUGUUGUAA
This is a messenger RNA of Heterobilharzia americana, 1272 nucleotides long. Lineage: Eukaryota; Metazoa; Platyhelminthes; Trematoda; Strigeidida; Schistosomatidae. The record is from the annotation of a GenBank genome assembly.